This is a messenger RNA of Osmia bicornis bicornis, 627 nucleotides long. RefSeq lists its product as uncharacterized. Bases 1 to 627 code for a protein of 208 amino acids. The record is from RefSeq and is a predicted model, not a curated record. Gene Ontology annotation, molecular function: catalytic activity. Lineage: Eukaryota; Metazoa; Arthropoda; Insecta; Hymenoptera; Megachilidae. The transcript has a single exon.
AUGGGAGAUUUUAAUGCCAAAUCACCACUGUGGGGCUCGGACGUAUGGUGUAACCGCGGCCGAACUCUGUUCCAGUUUUGCAACAGCAUUGAGCUCUUCCCCACUAUUAUUAGGGGUGGCAUCACCUGCGAUCGUGGUAAGGGAUCAAAAAUCGACAUCAUGUUAUGCAGCAGGAGCGCUCUUCACCAUCGCGUGGAUUCAGAGGUAACCGAUUCAUACACGGCUUCGGACCACAGGUACCUGGUCCAUACUUUUGGCCCCCCGUUGAGCCAUGACACUACUUCUUCGCCUCUUGACUUGAAAAAGGGUAAACUAGAUGAAGAAAAGUUUCUUAACGCCUUUCUUAAGAAAUAUGACAAUCAACAUUCUGGAAACCUCCCACGCACUAACACAAUUAGAGAUGUUGAUAAUUUCAUCGAUAAUAUUGGUAGGAUGCUCAAACGAUAUACUAUGCAUAAAAAACCGAUGCUGACGAAACGUACCCCGAUCACGUGGUGGUCGCAGAAAAUUGCUCUGAAGAGGAAAGCCGCGCUUAAGGCCAGAAGACGACUGACCAGUGAUAAAGCCAAGCGUGACCCGUCAUCAAUUGAGGAGUCGCUAGAAAACUAUAAGAAACGCAAACUUUAA